AUGAAAUUGCAGAGGGCCAAACUAGAUGCAGAUUUGGGAUUGCUGGGCCACCAAAGAGAGGCAGCAGCAACUUUGGCUCAAGCCGAGGCAUUGGAAGCAGCCAUGGAGAUGGAAACUGGAUUGUCAGUCAACAAAAUAAGCACACCACUUCCUCCAGCAGACAUCACUCAGCGCACGAAAGACUACGUUCAGCAACAAGCUGAAUUUCAAACUGGUUUUUCAUCAAUGCCAAGCCUCGAACCUGCUUACAACAUGAGACCCCCCUCACCACUGAAUCCUGCCAAUGCUGAAGUCACAUCUUGUCCCCUGCAAUGCAGUCCGACGUCAGUGGGAAACCAGACACGCCCCCAUUCCCCCCAGAAGACCCCUGCAGGAGAUCAAGGUAAUGACUUUGCCAAGUAUCUUGCACGCCGUGAGUUAGUCAACACAGGACUCACACAUUUUGAUGAUCGACCCGAAAACUACAGAGCUUGGCGAUCAUCAUUUCACAAUGCAACAAAGGACCUGGGUAUAACACCAAGCGAAGAGCUUGACCUGCUAGUGAAGUGGCUGGGGAAAGAAUCAUCAGACCACGUCAAAAGAAUCUGUGCUGUGCACAUAAAGGACCCGACCACAGCUCUGAAGAAGUCAUGGGAACGGCUGAAAGAGCAAUACGCAGCACCAGAGGUCAUCGAAAGCGCCCUCUUUCGCAGACUGGACGGUUUUCCACGCAUCAACAGCAGAGAUCCGCUCAAGUUGAGACAGCUUGGUGAUCUGCUCAUGGAAGUCCAAUGCGCGAAGGAAGACGGAUACUUACCUGGUCUCAGCUACUUGGACACGGCACGUGGUGUCAAUCCCAUAGUUGAGAAAUUACCACAUGGCCUGCAGGAGAGAUGGAUCACCAAGGGAUCAAGGUACAAAAAACAACACAAUGCCUGCUUUCCCCCAUUCUCCUUCUUUGCUGAAUUCAUCUGCUCAGAAGCCAAAACCAGAAAUGACCCGAGUUUCACCAUCUCCAGCAACAACAGUGGCCCCAUGAGAGCAGACAAACCCACCACUAGAAACACUAGUAUGAGAGCACCGAUAUCCGUACAUAAGACAGAUGUCUCCAUAGUGGCUGAAUCGAGUGCAGACUCUGACGCAAAGAAGAGCGAUCCCGGUAAAAGCUGCCCCCUCCAUCAAAAACCACAUCCCCUGAAGAAAUGCAGGGCUUUCAGAGCAAAGACCAUAGACGAGCGAAGGGCCUUCCUCAGAGAAAAUGGAAUUUGCUUCAAGUGCUGCGCAUCAAUCUCUCAUCUUGCGAAGGAAUGUGUGAUUCCACUGAAAUGCACCGAAUGCAACAGUAAUCAUCACAGCACAGCCAUGCAUCCUGGUCCUGCCCCCUGGACUCUGAAGGCCUUUACCCCCACACCACAGCAUGGCGGGGAGGAGGAAGUUGCCCAAUCCAGCCCACCUGUUGUCAACUCACAAUGCACAGAGGUAUGCGGUGAGGGCCUAUCGGCAAAGUCAUGUGCCAAAAUAUGCCUGGUGAAAGUUUACCCACAGGACCAACCUGAGAGUGCUGUCGAGAUGUACGCAGUAAUAGACGACCAGAGUAACCGGUCACUGGCGAAAUCUGACUUCUUUGAUCAGUUUGACAUCCGAAGCAGCCCAUCACCCUAUUCCCUUAGAACCUGUGCAGGAGUUACAGAAAUGACAGGGAGGAAAGCUGAUGGUUUCCAGAUUGAAGCUGUGAAUGGAGGAGUAAGCCUGCCUCUCCCUCCUCUCAUCGAGUGCAACGAGAUCCUAAACAACAGGGCAGAGAUACCAACGCCUGACGUAGCUCUUCACCACGCCCACCUGAAGUCUGUAGCACCAUACAUCCCCAAGUUGGAUCCGAAUGCUGAAAUCCUUUUGCUGCUAGGGAGAGACAUCCUCAGGGUACACAAGGUGAGAGAGCAGAUAAACGGCCCACACAACGCCCCUUUUGCUCAGCGACUUGACAUUGGCUGGGUCCUCAUCGGUGAAGUCUGUCUGGGAGAUGCAUAUGUGCCAACUGUAAACAGCUUCAAAACCCAUGUUCUGGAGAGCGGACGCCCCUCUUUUCUGGCUCCAUGCAAGAAUCACAUCUGCCUGAGAGAGAAGGCAACUCACAGCGGGGAGCAGCAGGAUGCUUCAUCACGGACGCUCAUCAGUAACCCAGUCAGAAGACCAGCUGAUGACAAACUCGGAAGAGAAGUAUUCAGAACAACCCCUGAAGACAACAAGCCAGCUCUCUCCAUCGAAGACACAAUCUUUCUACAGAUGAUGGAUGGAGAAUUCAAGAAAGAUGACACCAACAGCUGGGUAGCUCCAUUGCCGUUCAGAACACCCAGACCUCAUCUUCCAAACAACCGGGAGCAUGCUGUCACCCGUCUUUUAUCUCUACGACGCAGCUUAGAUAGGAAGCCGGAGAUGAAGAAGCAAUUUAUCGACUUCAUACAGAAGUUAUUCGAAAACGACCACGCAGAGAAAGCACCUCCUUUGAGAACCGGAGAGGAGUGUUGGUACCUACCAACCUUUGGCGUAUACCAUCCACAAAAACCGGAGAAAAUACGAGUAGUCUUCGACUCGAGUGCUCAACAUCAUGGAUUCUCCCUCAAUGAUGUUCUACUCACCGGCCCAGACCUAAACAACAGCCUGCUGGGAGUUCUAAUACGGUUCAGGAAAGAACCUGUGGCCAUCAUAGCCGACAUCCAGCAGAUGUUCUACUGCUUCGUUGUGAGAGAAGACCACCGCAAUUACCUCCGAUUCCUGUGGUACAGAGACAACGACACCACAAAGGAUGUCAUCGACUACCGCAUGAAAGUGCACGUCUUCGGAAACAGUCCAUCCCCUGCGGUCGCCAUGUACGGUCUGAGACGAGCCGCGCAAGCAGGUGAACAAGUCCAUGGCGCAGACACUCGAGAGUUCGUCGAAAGACAUUUCUACGUUGAUGAUGGACUCAAAUCUCUGCCGACAGAGGAAGAGGCCAUCGACUUGCUGCAGAGAACCCGAGCAUCGCUCGCUGAAUCCAACCUACGACUGCACAAAAUUGCUUCAAACAGCACCACUGUGAUGCAGGCCUUCCCCGCCGAUGAUCAUGCCAAGGGCAUGAAAGAUUUCGGCACAGGAGAUGAGACUGGACCUGUCCAACGCAGUCUAGGACUUUCCUGGGAAACCACGACAGACACCUUCACCUUCAAGGUAUCGAGUGGCGACAAACCAUUCACACGCCGUGGAGUCCUGUCGACAGUCAACAGUCUCUUCGAUCCACUUGGCCUUGUAGCUCCAGUCACCAUACAAGGCAGAACCAUACUGCGUGAACUCACCACUGACACUUGCAGUUGGGAUGCACCCCUCCCUGAAGGAAAGCUGAAAGAAUGGGAAGCAUGGAGAGAUUCACUUCAGGAGUUGAAGAAUCUUCACAUCCCACGCACCUAUUCUUCGAAGUCCCUUUCCAAGGCACAGCACACCGAGUUGUGCAUGUUUUCAGACGCAUCCAUCAAAGCCGUCGCUGCAGUUGCCUAUCUCAGAACUGUUGACGAAACUGGACAAGUUGACGUGGGCUUCGUUCUGGGGAAAGCUAAGUUGACUCCUCAGUCACAACCAACCAUACCCCGUCUAGAGCUGUGCGCUGCAGUCCUGGCAGUAGAGGUAGCAGAACUCAUCCUAGACGAAAUUGACAUCAAGCCAGAUGCCGUGAACUUCUACUGUGACAGUAAAGUCGUGCUCGGGUAUAUAUACAAUGAAACCAAGCGUUUCUACGUGUAUGUACACAACCGAGUCCAGCGCAUCCGACAGACAACACAGCCAGACCAGUGGCACUACUUCACAGGACCAGCUUUCCUACACAAACCAGGCAAAGCUGACGCGGAGAACCAAGAUUCCUUGGAGCUGGUUGCCCCGGACUCAGAUGCAGAAAUUCGGCCCGAGGUGAGAAGUUUCAUCACCAAGACCGAAGAGAGACAGCUCACACCAAAGCGCUUUGAGCACUUCUCAACUUGGAAAUCACUCCUGAGAGGUGUUGCGUUCCUCAUUCAUGUCACUCACUCCUUCAAGAAGGACCUGGCAGACCAGUCAGCGGAAUGCAGAGGUUGGCAUCAGUGCAACAAACCACGCACUCCAGAUGAGUUGGCUCAAGCCAAGAGUGUCAUCAUCAAGUCAGUUCAGGGAGAUGUCUACUCCGACGAGUUUGCGUCUCUUGAACAGAAGAGCGAUGUUUCUACUUCAAGUUCACUCUCGAAGCUGAAUCCCACACUAGAAGACGGAUUCAUCAAAGUAGGAGGCCGUCUGAAGCAUGCACAGCUGGACAACAGCGAGAAAAAUCCCAUUCUCCUACCAGGACGCAACCAUGUUUCUACACUGCUGGUACGACACUACCAUGAGCAAGUGAAGCAUCAAGGUCGCCACUUCACUGAAGGAGCCAUCCGAGCAUCAGGCUUGUGGAUUGUCGGCGGUAAGAGGCUCAUCAACUCUGUCCUACAUAAGUGUGUGACAUGCAAGAAACUUCGUGGGAGAAUGGAAGAGCAGAAGAUGGCUGACUUACCCCCAGAGAGACUCGGCACAUCACCACCAUUCACCUUUGUGGGCUUAGAUGUCUUCGGCCCGUGGACAGUCGUCGCCCGCCGCACCAGAGGAGAUCAAGCUCAAAGCAAACGCUGGGCGGUGUUGUUCACUUGCAUGAGCACGAGAGCAAUCCACAUAGAAGUCAUAGAGGCCAUGGACACUUCAAGUUGCAUCAAUGCACUCCGGAGGUUCUUCGCCAUCCGUGGACCAGCAAAACAGCUGAGAUCGGAUUGCGGAACGAAUUUCAUCGGAGCCUGCAACGAGUUACAGCUUGGAAAGGAGCAGCAGCAGGGGAAUGAUGUUCAACACUACCUCAGCGAACAUGGCUGCACUUGGGAAUUCAACCCACCCCACUCAUCACACAUGGGAGGUGCCUGGGAGCGGAUGAUUGGAGUAGCACGUAGAAUCCUCGACUCCAUGAUGCUACAAAACAAAUCUGGCCUGUCCCAUGAAGUCCUGUGCACCUUCUUAGCCGAAGUUACAGCCAUCAUCAAUGCAAGACCGCUGGUUCCAGUCUCUACCGAUCCCGGCCCACCGUUCAUCCUGACACCUGCCAUGCUACUUACCCAGAAGGUUGGUGCACCUCCUCCUCCUGGAGACUUCACUGACAAGGACCUGUUCAAGAGCCAGUGGAGACUAGUGCAGAGUCUCGCAAGCAAGUUCUGGUCCCGCUGGAGCCACGAGUACCUCCCCACCUUACAGAGUCGGCGAAAGUGGACGGAAACUCGUCGCAACCUUCAAGAGGGAGACCUGGUACUCUUGAAAGACAAGCAAGUUGCCCGCAACGAGUGGCCCCUGGCGCUAGUUACUUCCACCUUCGUAGGAGACGAUGGGAAGGUCCGCACCUUGGAAGUGAAGGUCACCGCGCAAGGCACCACCAAGAAGUUCGUGAGACCUAUCGCAGAAGUCGUACUGCUGCUACCCAAAGAGGACUGA
This is a messenger RNA of Patiria miniata (bat star), 5481 nucleotides long. RefSeq lists its product as uncharacterized. Gene Ontology annotation, molecular function: nucleic acid binding. The record is from RefSeq and is a predicted model, not a curated record. Lineage: Eukaryota; Metazoa; Echinodermata; Asteroidea; Valvatida; Asterinidae. Gene Ontology annotation, biological process: DNA integration. The transcript has 2 exons. The coding region runs from base 1 to 5481 and encodes 1826 amino acids.